This is a messenger RNA of Archocentrus centrarchus (flier cichlid), 1277 nucleotides long. Its product is annotated as ras-related C3 botulinum toxin substrate 1-like. The transcript has 6 exons. NCBI's taxonomy places the organism in Eukaryota, Metazoa, Chordata, Actinopteri, Cichliformes, Cichlidae. Gene Ontology annotation, biological process: small GTPase-mediated signal transduction. The record is from RefSeq and is a predicted model, not a curated record. The coding region runs from base 225 to 806 and encodes 193 amino acids. Gene Ontology annotation, molecular function: GTP binding; GTPase activity.
GUGUUUUUAAGCGCAAGGCACUGCGUUGUAUUUCUAGUAAAGAAUGAUUGCAUGGCUCCUCCUUGCUCUGGUGCAACAAGCCUGUUUUCCUAGCUUUUCCGAGCACUGGAACGCGGACGAGAUUCCCAGCACCGACAUCCGAGGUAAAAGGAACGCAGUAUGAUGAGAAAUUAGUUCAAUGUUGGCUGCUCUCGGGCUCACAGCAUUCCUCCAGCUGCAGCGCAAUGCAGAACAACAUUAAGUGUGUUGUCGUCGGAGACGGAGCUGUGGGUAAGACCUGUCUGCUCAUCAGCUACACCGCCAAUGCCUUUCCUGGAGAGUAUGUCCCCACAGUGUUCGACAACUACUCUGCCAAUGUUAUGGUGGAUGGGAAUGCAGUGAACCUGGGCCUUUGGGAUACAGCAGGACAAGAAGACUAUGACAGACUCCGCCCACUUUCCUACCCAGAGACGGAUGUGUUUCUUAUCUGCUUUUCACUUGUGAGUCUUACCUCAUACGAAAACAUCCGUCAUAAGUGGUACCCUGAGGUGAGAUACCAUUGUCCUAACACUCCCAUAAUCCUCGUGGGCACCAAACUAGAUCUAAGAGAAGAUAAAGACUUCAAGGAGAAGCUGGAGAAGAAUAAUCUCUCUACCCUUACCUUUGCCCAAGGACAGGCCCUGGCCAAAGAGUUUGGUUGUGUCAAGUACCUGGAGUGUUCAGCUUUGACUCAGCAUGGACUUAAAACUGUGUUUGACGAGGCCAUCCGAGUCGCCCUGUCCCCUCCACCUGUCCAAACAAAGGCAAAGAAGUGCUCUCUCCUCUAAGACUUUCUUCACUAGAGGAGUUACAGAGAAACUUGACUGCUAGUAGUGAGGGAGGCUAAUGACACAAGAGAAACACACAAAAACAUGGAAGAAAUUUUGUCAAAUACACACAUGCUGUAUUUUAGCCAAAAAGAAAUUCUUUGUUCUGUUGUCUCAAACCUUUAAAACAGAGCUGAUAGUCUGCUGCUGUUUCCUGCUGUUCAUUCAGCUUCAUCAUAUUUAGUGUGUAAGUCGAAAGCUUCUUUUUCUCUUCGUGAGGGCGGUUGUGUCACCUUGCUGUCAACAAAAAGCUUGAAGUAACCUUCAGUGGCGUUUUAUUGUAUCCACUUUUCAUGUAUCAUAACCUCUUAACCAGUAAUUAAUAUUUAUCUUAAUAUGAUUCACUAUCAUUGUCUUAAUGAAGUAGAGAGAAAAUAAAAAAUGUUGUGACUCUUUAGCUUUGCAGAUAAAAGCUGUUAAAUUCUUGUAAAA